Messenger RNA from Dendrobium catenatum, 1791 nucleotides. RefSeq lists its product as uncharacterized. Lineage: Eukaryota; Viridiplantae; Streptophyta; Magnoliopsida; Asparagales; Orchidaceae. The record is from RefSeq and is a predicted model, not a curated record. Bases 124 to 1338 code for a protein of 404 amino acids. The transcript is spliced from 4 exons.
ACUUCAGCUUUACUCCUUGCAGCCCAGACGGGUUUCUUUCUGUUGCAGCGACUGGCUUUCAACUCGCCAUUUUCAUUUGCCGCUGACCUACUGGAGAAAAAAUCGACUCAAUAGAACCCCGCGAUGGCCUUUCUCUUCCGGAAGUUCCAGGAGGUAGCUAAUACUCUAGCUAAGAGUCCAAAGUUUACUCGAGAUCCAAGGCAUCUUCAAUUUGAAGCUGAUAUCAAUCGUUUAUUUCUCUACACAAGCUUUAAUCGUUUGGGAAGGAAUGCUGAUGAGAAGGAUGCAGAGGAGAUAAUUGAAAUGGCCAGCAAAGCCUCUGUUACUGAUCAGCAGAGACAAGUUCAAGAAAAUAUACAUUAUCAGAUUAAAAACAUAUGUAACCAGAUGGAUGAUAUCCUUCAACUUGAUCCCAACAACAUCCCCGAUAAGCCUAAUUCAGCCCUCGGCCACCAGAAUGGCCCUAAACGCAGCGGUCUUAGUUUUGCCAUCGGCACUUCAGUUUCAUCUGCACCAGAACCUGUUGUGACUCAAACGAAGCUGCUUUCACGUGCUGAGCUUUCAUGUAAUCUCAAAGAUCGAUUAGGAUACACCAUUGAUGUCAAGCCAUCUCAGAUUCCUCAUGAGGAAGCUGGUCUAGGCCUUUUCGUGUCCGGGGAAAGCAAUGUAGGCUCUGUCGUCGCCUUCUACCCAGGGAUUAUAUAUUCUCCAGCUUAUUACCGUUACAUUCCUGGAUACCCAAGGGUUGAUUCCUGCAACUCCUACCUUAUAACAAGAUAUGAUGACAUAAUAAUCAAUGCACAGCCAUGGGGAAUAGGUGGGGAAUCCCGGGAAAUCUGGGAUGGUUUUUUCCAACCAAACUUCAAGCCAGGUUCAUCAUCAAAUAUCAGUCAAAAUUCUGAUCGUUUAUGGAAAGCUCUUAGCAAGCCUCUUGAAAGUAGUAAUGGAAUAAACCCCAGUGAAGUACUCGAGCUUCGAAACCCGCUUGCUUUUGGUCAUUUCGCCAACCAUCCAGCUAAAGGAAGUGACCCAAAUGUCAUGGUUUGUCCCUAUGAUUUUCCAGUCAUGGAGAAGGAUAUGAGAGUUUAUAUACCGAAUAUUGUGUUUGGUGACCAGGAGAGUGUGACAAUGAAGAGGUUUGGGAGCUUCUGGUUCAGAUCAAAAGGUGCUGGUGAUCAAGUAAUAGAUGCUCCAGUCAUUAAGACGCUUGUGCUGGUUGCAAUGAGGCCACUGUGUGAGGAAGAGGCUUACUUAAAUUAUAGGUUGAGUAAUUCGAAAAGAAGGCCAUCUUGGUAUAGUCCUGUUGAUGAAGAAGAAGAUCUAAGGAGAUGGAGUUGAGGGGAUAUAAAAGAAAGAGUUCAUGAAUGGUCAUAAACAUUGCACCUGCAAGCUUCCAUGUGAGCAAUUAAUGCCGUUUAACUGGUAAGUCUUCACUGUUUUUUUUUUCCCUAAUAGCUAAAAGUGUCGCAUAUUUAUGUCUCCAAUCUCAUCCUUUUGAACAAACUUAUAUAUGAUGCAGGGAUGAAGGUUUCGUUUAGGACAACUUUCUUGUUACUUCUUAAAGCAGCUUUCUUGUUUAAAAAUAAAAAAAAACUGCUUUAAGAAGCAGCAAGAAAGCCGCCCCAAACGAAGCUGAAGUAGGGUAUAUUGAUCCCUUCUUGAUUUUUAUAUUAGUGGCAGCCUGGGAGGUCUUAUGUCUUGACCAAUAAACUAAAUUCAAAGCAGAAUAUACAGUGAUGUUAGGAUAACUCUGUGCCCAUGGAUGCAAAUCAAAUCACAGUUGUUGGAAUA